AUGGCGGCAGCUGUUCGGAUUCUCCGCGCUGGCGGUAUUCCACAGGAAAACCGUAAAAGUAUUUUGACAUCUCGCGGUGUGGCAAAGCGCCAACGAGAGGAGCCUAACGUAUGGCAACACCGCGUGCACCCAUCCACUUCGUUGGAACUGAGCCGUAAAUGGUUUGCGAAGCAAAUUGCCGAACAGAUGCAACGCGGUGGUCUCUUCACCGAUCCAUUCAUGGAAGCCAGCCAUGUCACAAUCGGGUCUACUCGGGGUCGUCACCAGUGGCUUCGGCCUCAUGAGAUAGUCAGCAAUCCUCAGUUCGUUUCCGACGGAAUCAGUCGGUUCGACGUGAGACAAGGAGAACUAGGUAAUUGUUGGUUCUUGGCUGCGGUUGCCUGUUUGUCAAUGCAUCCGGAACUCUUGGAGCAAGUUGUUUGUUGUAGUACAGCGUUAUUGCCCACCCCCGCCCCGUCUUCACCCGGUAGCCCAAAAAAGGGCACUAUUGCCAGUCAGGUUCCAGCUUCUUUCGCGGCCCACCUUUCGUUAUCUCCAGAGCUGAUGAACGCAAACGAAGGUCGACGCUCGGAAUAA
Messenger RNA from Dicrocoelium dendriticum, 576 nucleotides. The record is from the annotation of a GenBank genome assembly. NCBI's taxonomy places the organism in Eukaryota, Metazoa, Platyhelminthes, Trematoda, Plagiorchiida, Dicrocoeliidae.